Messenger RNA from Physella acuta, 7644 nucleotides. Its product is annotated as pecanex-like protein 4. The record is from RefSeq and is a predicted model, not a curated record. NCBI's taxonomy places the organism in Eukaryota, Metazoa, Mollusca, Gastropoda, Physidae. Gene Ontology annotation, cellular component: membrane.
CCAGAUCAUACAUAACAACAGGACAAAUAAUUAUUCUACACACUACACUACAAUAAAAAUAUAGAUUCAGAGUACCGUGUUUAUCGUAUAAACGUAAACAAACGUGUUUAUCAUCUAAGAUUUAUUGGAGUAAUUUGUCCUGUGAAUGUAUGAAACAACAAUAAGACCAUGCAGUUGGAUACAGUUUUUGUAACAAACGGUGCACCAUCCCCUUUGUAGACCCCAGUUUAUCAUGGGAAUGGGUGUACCAUUGUUAAAUGAAUACAAACGUCAGUUUCUAUACAAGCGUAUCCCCCAGACUGUACUGGGGGGUCUUAAAGUGAAACUAGGCUAUGACGCACCUCCAUAUGUUUAUAUCAACCAGAUAACUCUGUGGCUCUUGCCACUAAUGCUUGGAUGCAUCUUCACUUUAGUCUUGGAACUAGCCUACACGGACGAUCAGAUCGGCAACUUUUUGCUGCUCUACAGCUGUUUGUAUGGGGCGUGUAUCGUCAUCUUUGUGGUGGUGGUGCAGACCAUCACCACGGUGGUGGAGAUGAAGGAGAAAGAGAGCCAGCAGCUGGACAUUGUGAGGAAGAACAUCCUGGCUGAUGAAGAUGAGGUGGAGUUUGAGUCCUGCUGUGGGGCGGAGACUUUGACGUUUGUCAUCCCACCAAAGAGGUUUAAAAUAAACAUUGCUGUACACGCCUUGCUGUCAGGAGCUGUGUGUGGUUUAGGGUUUUGGUAUCUGUUGCCCUCCACCAUCAACACCCUUUACUACUUUAAUUAUGGAGCUACAACCAUCAUAUUUAUCCUGGGGUGGUUGACCAUCAGCAUAGCUCAGUACUCGCUGACCACAGCUGCACCACCAGAGCCUGCGGUGUAUCGCACAAUGGAUACACACGAGCUUCUGCCACUGACCAGACCUCUGUAUACUUUACUAUGCUAUAGUAUCCAUAUAGCUAAUUGGUACUAUUCAGAGCUUUUCUUGGCGAACCAAAUUUUACAUGUUGUGUUUAUUCUCUUGCCUUUCCUGUGGAUGUUUGGGCUGCUGCCAUCAACUGAGGUUUUAAUUCUCUGGCUUGUUGAACAGUUUCUUGUUUUCAUGCUUGGUGGAUCACCAGCAGCUUCUAAUAUAAGACUUGUUGUCAAUUUUAUUUUGUCUGUCGGUGCAUUCCUCGGCUGCUACUUCAUUGAUUUUUGCUUUGGCUCUGUCAUGCUUGCUGCCCUCACUGGGUAUCUUUUGAGUUGUGAUUUAGGAAGGCUGGGCACACAGCUCUGGUCAGCCUGUCACAGAAACAACAACAGCAAUAGAGUGUCCUCGGUCAAGCCAUCCAGCCUGGCGCACCUGUCCCCGCCCCACACACCAAACACUGGCUUCCUGUGGUCGUGGUGCUGGUCCACCACCCUCUACCACAUCAUCAUGCUAGCAGCCACAGCCGCGGCAGCCGGGGCCACCAACUACUACGUCACAAGCUUGCCAGCGAAUGUUUUCACGUACGUGGGCUACUGCAUCAUCGGGUUGUGUGUGGCGGAAAAAGUUUUCCGAGAUGCGCAAAGUGUUUUUGUUUUCUUUGGAAUGUGGAGGAACAUUUUUUAUCCAGCAAAUAUUGAAAGGACUAAAAAGUUUAGGCAGGUCAAGAAGAGGUUGUUGGUGUUUGGAAUUCUGAGGCGCAUCAUAGUGACUUGGUUAUCUCCAGUAUUGAUGGUGGUCUACCUGUCCUUACAAGUAACCAGUGUUGAUGUGAUGACAGUCUCCAUGAUUGACAGCUUCUCCAUCCCACUGGGUGUCUUGUAUGUGUUUGCCACAGUUCGGGCGUUCCGUUGGGUGUGGCAGAGCACUACCCACGCCCUGCUGGAGACAUCCUGCAUCCACAUCGUGGCCGUCACCUUGUCCGACAACUCCGUCGUCACCACCCUGGGGGUGCCCAUCCUCCUGCUGGUGGCGGGGGUAGUGCGGGACAGGCUCAGCCAGCUGCUCAACAAAAUGUUCUUUGUCCUGGCCCUGAUGGUUGUGUCCUGGACAGACAAGAAGCAACGACGCAGCUCCACCGUCCGCAUCAUGAUCAUGAACAUCCUCUUCUUCCCCGUUGUGCUGGCUGUCGUCGUCGCUGCCUCAGCUCUGUCUGCCCCCCUGCUCUGCCUGUUUACCCUCCCGCUGUUCUUUAUUGGAUACCCUCGGCCCAGCAAGUUUUGGCCAGAGCCUGUGGGGUCGUCGGCCAGCACGUGUCCUGAUACACUGUACUACAAGCAGCUGUCUGGAGAGUUGACCAAAGCUUUGAGAUAUGGGUUUGCUAAUGGAAGCCUAGGUGAGCCAAGUGUAGGGAACCAUUACUUAAUGAGGUACCAGGACAGGCUACUGUGGACCAUGGUGCUGGAGAGAGGCGCCGGCUACUGCACGGUCAGCAUCAAGGGUCUGGAGCUCCAGGAGACUUCCUGUCACACUGCCGAGGCCUCUCGCGUGGAUGACCAGUUUGUGGAAGCUUUUGUCGGCAAGGGGAAAAACCAGCCGUGCUGCACCUUCAACGGCUACCCGUUUCACUGCAUGACCCCAGUCGACGCGGCAGAGGUCAGGUCGUACUCCGACGCCAGGAAUGUCCUGACGGGGGUCAUUGACUGCCCUGACAGCGUGGGCAUGACACUGUCGUUCUUCAUCAAAAGUCUGAUCUGGGUUCUGCUGCGGCAUAUCAACAAGCUGAAGAAGAAAGAGGAGCUGGCCAGGAAGAUGAAGGAGAAGGAGAUCGCCCUGAUGGAGAAAACAAACAGCUUGUCCAGCCAGGGGGAGGUCAAGGCCAAGUUCUACAAAGACAACAGCAACAAGAGGAAAGACAAGGUCAGCGUGGUCAACAACAACACCGCCCCCAAGGAGUUAAACCACAACAUGGCCGCCGCUCGGAACAACCGGGCGGUUGUUGUCAAAGACAAGUACGACCGUGGAGUCGUCGUCGACAGGGACAGGCAUGAUACCUCCGUCCACCAACUUACCGGCGGGGGUGACAGCUUCGCCCUGCCGUCGAUCGUCCAGAACAAAACGAACCCCAACUCGCGUCCUGGUUCUAGAGGGUCCAGCUCGUCACGACAAGUCUCCCUCUCCUCCUCCCUCCACAGCUUCACUGAUAGCAUCUGGUCCGAGGACUUCGAUGCCGAGAAAAACAAGAAAAAAUCUUCAAUCAAACAACAACAUAAAGUCUCCACUGUGGUUUCAAUCACAAACAACUCUUCACAUAAACCGCCUUCCCCGCAUGCAGUAAUGACUACCCUACCUCCCAUCAAGUCUAACAAGAAUCCAAUAUUCAACAACAGCCUUAGUAGUAGGGAUGCUCCGGAAUUUUCCGAGGACUUGGAUUUUGGUUUACCUGCUGUGGAUAUUAACGUGCCUCGGACUCGGCCAGACUUUGAUUUUGAUGAGCCUGUUACGGGCGUGAAAUCUAUGUUUGCCAAUAAGCCGACAUCCAAGUUUAUGGUGUCUAAUGGCAAUCACAUUUACAAGCCCUUAAUGAACCUGGCUGGUUCUCCAGACUUUAAGUGCCAGUACUCUACACACAUCAGUGUACCCUUCAAGUGGAGAGAGCUCCCUAUAGAACCCUCACAACUGGCCCGCUACAUACCCCAGUUCCCCACCUCAUGGUACAAGCACACACUCAGCACCUUAGACUGGUCAGUCACAGAACACCCUGGGCAGAAGGUGGCAGCAGAGGUGGGCAGUGACGAUGCCCUGACCAACUGCUACAGCCAGCUGGUGAUGGCCUGCUACUCUGCCUUUGACACCCCAGGUCGACCUGGAGGUGCGAGCUACUUAUAUAAAUGCUACAACGGGGAUGUCCCGUGGAACGCCAUGAUGGAUUGGUUAGCUGAGGACAAAGAACUACAUGGGCUGGUGAUAAAAGCUUUCAGGUAUGGGUUUAAGCUGAUGUUGGACCAGACAUUGAUUGGGGAGAUAUCAAGCGAUCAGGAACUAGAGGCCAGCCUGCGUGACUACGAUGACAACUGGUACAUCGGCAAGGACACGGAGCCUGACUGGGGGGUCUCUGUGAUGGAGAACAGGAGUAAUUUGUUCUCCCUGGGGGUCAAUACUGGACAGGGCAUGUACACCAGCAGGACAUUGUCCCUGCAGGAAGUCCUGGUCCACAUCGGCCGGGUCAACCGGGAGAGUGUCAUGGGUCAGUGGGCCAACCUGAACCUGGAGCUCCUGUACAUGACCAACGAUGACGAGGAGCGCUACUCCAUCCAGGCCCAGCCCGCCCUGUUGAGGAACCUGACGGUCCAGGCUGCUGACCCUCCCCUGGGCUACCCCAUCUACUCCUCCCCUCCCCUGUCUAUACCAACAGUUUAACAAUAUAAAAAAAAAGUUUAUAUUAACAAGAACUGAUAGGUUAAAAAUUUAUAAGGACAUUCUGCAAAACUAGAUAUUUUUAAAUUAAAGGGCAAUAACUCUAAAAAAUUUAAUAACCUAGCCUUUUUUUUUUUACAUCUUUUAGAAAUCCAUAAUCAAAAUUUACUUCUAAAACUUUAUAUUUUAGAUUUGUUCAAUACUGGUAAAAGAAAUAAUUCCUUUUUUAAAAUAAGAUAUAUUUUUAUGUAUAACAAUAUGGUGUUACUUCCAUAUAAAUUUAACUAAGGCAUGUAAUGUUUUGUAUGUGUGUUACCAUCCAUUGCUUUCACUGACCUGUGGCAUUACUUGUUUUAUGGAAACCAUUGUUAAUGUUUUAUAUGAACAAACUUUGUUGCUAAUUUUUCUUGUUCAGUGUAUUGUUUUUUUUUUCAACCAAAGCUUUUAAAUGUUCAACUAUCUACCAGACAGCUUUUUUUUUUAAUCCAAAUUUUUUGUUUGUUUCCUAGCUUUAUAGUUGUCAGGAAUGCUUUUUUUUUAAAAACUGUGUAAUACAGUUGAGAUUUUAAGUUGCUAAAAUGUGUUUCUGUGUUAGUUAGUCUGCUCUAGUCAACUGUAUAAAAUUACAAUAAUGUCCACACACUUAACUUGUAUUGAGAAAUAAUUUAUUUUGAGAAAUUUUUAAAAUGUCAAUUCUUUCAUCUUUGAACUCCUUUGCAGCAUGCCAUUUUAAAAGACUGAUAUAUAACCUACUUCAAGCAAAAAUUUGUAGCCUAUGUUAUUUUGGCUUAUUUUUAAUACAUCUGAAUUUUUCAAUGCGAAUGGCAUUUUAUGAAAGUAUUUUAAAACCAUUUUGAAGAGCAAAAAAAAAAUAACUUUAUUUAAAAAAAACACAAUGCUCAAGCCCAACCGUCCAUGAAUUUUUGUCGUCUGAUGCUGUGCACCCCCCCACCUCUACUUGUGUGUGAUCUUCAUUCACUCACAUUCAUUGUGACCUUUACGUAACUUUUUUUUUCUCUGUCAUGAACUGAACUUGUACACAUCAUUCACAGAUCACAACCUAACUUUUUAAAUUCAUCAUUCUGUCCCUUUUCACACACAAAAAUAAAGUGCCAAGUCUUUUAAUAUUUGUAAAUAUGUUCAUAGCUUGUUGUUGUUUUUUUUUUUGGGGGUUUUUUUUUUCACAACUGAGAGUACAUGACUUUAAAAAUAAGUAUUGAAUGAAAUUGUAAUUGAUUUUUUUUUAUUUAAUUUUAGAAUCUGUAAAAAAAAACAACUUUAUGACACAUGAGGUAUGUCAUAAAUGUAAAUUAUUACUAUUGAAAUGGAGAAGCAGCUAAAAAUAAGAGGUUUUUUUUUUUUAAAUUACAUCCCAAUCUAGUGUCUUGGUUUCAUGAUUGAACUUUUGUUUCUAUUAUUGUUUUUAACUCCUUUUUUUGUUUUGUUGCUGAACUUUUAUGUAAGUAAACUACACACCAAUUUAAAUUCUGUACGGUUUACAUUUACUGGAUGUUAUUUUUUUUUUCAUCAUUUUUUUUUAAAGGUGCCAGUCAUUGCUAGUAUCCAUAGAAUUUGUUUUAUUUCCAUGUCUCAUUGUGUGUUGAUGAUGAUCCCAUCAAGCAAGAGAUGCCUUGUGAGGCUGAAUUUUUGUUUUGUCAGUUUAAGUUGAUGAGAAGAUUGUUUAGGUUUAACAGCAAUUGUGGGCCAGUGUGCUGGAUGUCCCAAAAUUAACAUUUUGAGUUGAGUUCUCAAAUUUAGAUUUGCUAAUUAAGUAAAUUAUUAUGUCGAUACGUUGGCUAAUUAAGUAUAUUUUUAUGUUGAUACAGUUGCUUAAAAGACUGACUUAAAACACCUAUCUCAUCUUUUGCUUAUUUACAACAGUCAGAGUAAAGGAAAAACUAUCAUUUUUUUGGUUUGAUUUUUAACAAAAAAAAAUGUGACUACCUUUAAGCACUGAGGUCUUCAUCAACAAAGCAAUAGUUCACUGUCAUCUUAUUUUUUUAAAAUUAUUUUUGUUUUUGUGAUGACUACUGUAUCACACCUCUUUUUGUGUAAUUCACUCCCCCCCCCCCCUGUAUUAUUGAAGUUGUUGUAAUGUUGUUUUUUUUAAAGAUGUAGCAGAACAAAUUGAACUCAAGAUAUACACUAACCUUAGUUUUAAAUUCAAUUUAGAAUUAACUAAUAGUUAACCUGUAAUUUUAAAAUAAUCUUAAUUUAAAAUAUCUUAGCAUAUAAUCAAAUACAUGUACUAACCAACCUCCACGUCUAAUAUUAUACAUUAUCUUUAACAAAGGUUUGGCUGAAUAUUAGAAAUUUUGUUGCUUUUUUUUUAAUUUUGAAAGGAUGUAAAUAAGACAAUUUUUUUUAAAUUGCUAGUGUUGUAUCCCACCUGACAAUUAACAUAACAGCAAUACUGGUUUUAAAAAUUUAUGAUACAAUUUUUUUUAAAAGAUUUUUGUAUCAUUUUUUUGUAUUUGUGGAGGAAGAUAUGAUGAUCUGUGGCAGCUUGCGGGAACAAAAAUUUUUUUAUGAAACUCAAUAUAUUUUUUAAACUGCUUAGAGGAUUUAUGAAAAACAAAAAAAUGUCGGUCAUUUUCUUCUGCUUUUAAAGAUGAAUGAAGGGAGAGCAUUGUAAAAAUGUGGCCCUUGGAUUAAUAUUUUUUUGAACACUUGUCUGUGAUACUAUGUAAAUAAUUUUUAUCAUAUCAAUUUUUUUUUUUCUGUUGUCUUAUUGUGACCAAGUUUUUAAAAAUAUAUUUAGGGCAAUGUGCUUAGAGCAAGAGAUAUCUAUAUUCUUUAAUGGUGUUUAGAACUAGCGGAUUAAAAUAGUUUGGUUUUUUAAGAAAAUAACGUAAAUUAUUUCUGUUGGAUUACGAAUAUUUCUAAAAGGGGGAAAAACUUAGAUAUUGUCAUGUACUAACUACAAAAAAAAAAUACUGUUCAACGUUUCUUAUUUUAAACUAGAUCUAGAUUUAUAUUUUUAGCCAGCCAUAAUGGGUUUUUAAGAUAUUUGUUAGAAAAUAUAAAACAAAAAUAGUUACCAAUGUUUGUAAGUUUUGACAUAUCUUUUUUUUGUGUUGAUUUACCAAUUAUUAUAUUUUUGGUUAGGAUUGAACAAUUUUUGUCGUGGCUAACUUGUUUGUUUGUCAGCAGGUUGAUUACAUUAUCAGCUGGAGUGGGUGUUGAAAUCUUAAAGAAUUCGAUAGUUAUUUUUUGUUGUUUUUUUUUUUUUACUUAAUGGACAAUGUAUUUUUUAAGCUGUCAGAUUGCUGGGACCAUUUUGUCUAUAUAUUUUGUUUUUUGCUUGUUUUAAUAAUAAAAUAAUUGUCCUAAUU